GACUGGGAUGUGGAAAUCUAUGAUGAGAAGAGGAAAUGACGAAUUGCAGCAACAAGAUUUCGUGCAUGAGAAUUGUUCCACGAGCAAUCUGCAAUUGGACUUCUUCAGAGGAAAUAGCUACACCCUUCAACUGCACUAGUUAGCUAUUUCUGUUUGAAAUGCACUAGUUAGCUUUCUGUUAAGCUUUCUGUGGUUUUGCCUUAAUAGGUUUACGUCAUCUACAUGGGAUGACUGAUGAAGCAGCACCUUAGUUUUUGCCAGUGCAAGCCACAGUAUGCUCUGCAGAUGUGUGGGGUGAGCGGGAACAUAUCUUGCAGGUGAAAACAUGGUUCACAUGCACUGAAAUGGAGGCUCUGGUCCAGACGGCUGUCCAGUUUGCUGAUGCCAACUGCGCCAUUUUUGAGCCGGAGCUGGGUGAACACAAGCUGGUGUACACCCAGUUGCAUAAUGACUUCAAGCAAUUGUUUGAGGACAGGCUGAACUCUUUCCUGGCGAGCAUUGGUGCAACGCCUGAGGCGUUCUACGUUGCUUUCCAGAAAGCCGGACAUGAAGGAGAAGUUCAGACAAUGGCAGAGCUGAUGUACACGUGCUUGGAGUACGAGUUCUUCUGCCAGAUCAUGUGCGAACGGAAGCGAGAACUGGAAGCGCAACACGCUUCCGGGCUGCUGCCAGAGACACCAGCUCCGGGCAUUUGCGGCUAUGCAGGCCACAAAGAUGGCUACUCCGGGCCUGGCGCACCAUCUGUUCAUGGAGCCCGCUUAGUGCUCCGAACCGCGGCAGAGGCGUGUUUGCCAGCACUUCGAGCGCAAAUCGAGGCAACAGACCUGCUGCCCCAGCAAGCACUGGGAGCGCUGAGCUUUUGUUGCGAGGUCCUGAACCGGAUUCUGGUCAACUUGGAAGAUCCAGAUGCCUAUGCGAAGUUCAGCAAGCUGAAGGUGACAGCUGUUCGCAAGCGGCUUCCGAGAAGGUCUGAUCUCACAGAAGCUGUCCUUCUCACGAUCGGCUUCCGGGAGGCAGAAGAGUACUUCGAGUGGGGUCCGCAGAGUGUCGAGGUCGGCGACUAUCUCGAACUUUUUGCUGCUGUGGUGAAGCCACAGAAAGGUCAUCAACAGAUAUGCCAUUCAAUGACUUUAACACGGAAGUUUCGCCGCGUCGACGGAAAACCACAAGAGAAGUCGCUGGAGCUGUCGCAGGAGCUGUCGCUGGAGAGACACCUCGAUCUGCGCAGGAGCGACGGAAAUCUAGGAAAGAAGUCGCUGGAGCUGUUGCUGGAGAGACAACUGGAGCUGCGCAUGAUAGACAGAAAUCUAGGAAAGAAGUCGCUGGAGCUGUUGCUGGAGAGACAACUGGAGCUGCGCAUGAUCGACAGAAAUCUAGGAAAGAAGUUGCUGGAGCUGUUGCUGGAGAGACAACUGGAGCUGCGCAUGAUCGACAGAAAUCUAGGAAAGAAGUUGCUGGAGCUGUUGCUGGAGAGACAACUGGAGCUGCGCAUGAUCGACAGAAAUCUAGGAAAGAAGUUGCUGGAGCUUUCGCUGGAGAAACAACUGGAGCUGCGCAGGGCCGACAGAAAUCCACGAAAGAAGUCGCUGGAGCUCUCGCUGGAGAAACAACUGGAGCUGCGCAGGGCCGACAGAAAUCCACGAAAGAAGUCGCUGGAGCUUUCGCUGGAGAAUCACCUGGAGCUGCGCAGGGUCAACAGAAAUUCGCCGAAGAAAUUGCAGGAACAACUGCAGCGAGUGAAACAGUUGAAACAGCUUCGACAGCAUCUGCAGUUUGGAAAAGAGGAUGCAAUCACCAAUUGGGCUGUCUUGGUUGGCAAGGCGCUAUGGUGCUACAUGAAAGGAGCUGGGCAAGUGGGGCAGCGUCAAAAGCUGGGCCUGGUUUCAGCUGCAUUUAACAUUGGAUUUGGCCGCUGUUCGGGAACAACGAGCGUGACAUGCAGCAUGGAGGUGGUGAAGCCUGGUGCCAACAGGAGCCGCGGGAAAGGUGCUCUUAGGCGCGCAACUGCUGUUGUGAACCAACUGAAGGAAUUGGUCUCGCGAGUGGGAAAAGAAGAGGACGAUGUCUUGGACGAAGAAUGGGAUGUGGAUGCUCUCAGUUUCCUGUUCAGUGCGGACUAUAUGGACAGCUUGAUGAUCCUGGCAGGCGGUGCAAGUUGGUCCCUCCGAGAUGAUGAGACCGUUGUUCAGAUAUCACAACCCUGCAGAGUCUUUGGUGAUAUUCAUGGCCAGCUCCGUGAUUUGCUCAUGUUCUUCCACGCCUUUGGCCUUCCAUCGAAGACUGGGCCAAGCUUUGUUUUCAAUGGCGACUUUGUCGAUCGAGGAGCACACCAACUGGAGGUCAUUGGUGUUCUGUUCGCGCUCAAGAUUGCUUUUCCAAAGCGAGUUUUUCUGGUUCGUGGCAACCAUGAGGAUGCUUUCAUGAACCGUAAAUAUGGCUUUUAUGAAUGUUGCAUGGAACAGUUGGGAUCCUUUGCCGAAAAGGCCUUUAGCAACGUUCAAAAGGCUUUUGAGUGGCUUCCACUUGCCUGCCUUAUUGAUGGCAAGAUUCUCACGGUCCAUGGAGGUAUAGGAGAUGGUAAGUGGACCAUUGAUGAGCUGGCUUGUGUGAAGCGGCCUCUGAACUCCGAAGUCUUUUUGGAAACAAACAAUCGAUGGUUGUACAAUAUCCUGUGGUCGGAUCCUAUCCCUGAUGACAAUGGCGGCACAAACUUGUUUGGUGUUCACAGCUCUCCACGAACUGCAUCUGCCGUAAACUUUGGUUGGAACAUCACAAAGACUUUCUGUGCAAUGAAUGGGAUCGAUGUCAUCGUUCGCAGUCACCAAUGCGUGGAAGAGGGAAGAGGUUUCGAAGUGAUGCAUGACCAGCAUCUGGUGAGAGUCUUUUCCGCCCGUGACUAUGAGGGACACAGAAAUGAUGCGUCCAUUAUUUCAAUCCGUAAAGAUCGGACCAGUCUGAAUCGUGUGCAGUUGGUCCUGCGGAUGCACGGUUUGCGCUCGCUCGUGAGAUUGGAGAACGAGGUGUCACAGAUGUCACUGGGGCCAAACGAUGAAGCAUGACGAGGCUUCCAAGCGCGACCACCCUACCGGCCUGACUCGAUCACACUUGUGAGAGCUCGCCCCAGUUGCGAACAUUUUUGUCUCACUAAGCAGCUGCCAAAGUGUGGCAAGUUCGAAUACAAUUCUGAAUUCUUACUCAUAGAGUUCAUGGCUCUACCUAGUAUUAGCCUGGGGCCUUUUUGAAGAUGGCACAAUCCAUGCUAGCCAUGUAUGGCCUUUCGAAGGCUAUGCGGACUGUAUGAUUUCCAAUAUUUCCAAUGGAUUAUGCCUUAUCAACAAUUAUUCUCAGCAAAGUGCAGCAGCCUGUUGGAC
Molecule: messenger RNA, 3371 nt
Organism: Cladocopium goreaui
Lineage: Eukaryota; Dinophyceae; Suessiales; Symbiodiniaceae
Source: the annotation of a GenBank genome assembly